Messenger RNA from Oikopleura dioica, 276 nucleotides. Lineage: Eukaryota; Metazoa; Chordata; Appendicularia; Copelata; Oikopleuridae. The record is from the annotation of a GenBank genome assembly.
AUGCGAUUAUUUGGGUAUUUCGGCUGUCCUUACUGCGCCAAUGUAAGGGCCUAUGUUAAAUUUCGGGGAAUCGAUAACAAAGACGUCGAAGUCAGCAUUGGCAAGCCAGAGCUGAAGGGUGUCAUUGAAAACUACUUACAAGUGCCCGUCCUCGCCUUCUACAACAACAGCAGUAGCGAGCCCGACGCAGUAGUGAAGGACUCCGGAGCGAUCGUCUCGACUCUGGAGCAAGUGCUCCGAUUAGUGGCCGAGCCGAUGAGCGAAAUCGCCAAAUAA